Solenopsis invicta (red fire ant) is the source of this 8900-nucleotide messenger RNA. RefSeq names its product protein ELYS (gene Elys). The transcript has 7 exons. Bases 399 to 7694 code for a protein of 2431 amino acids. The record is from RefSeq and is a predicted model, not a curated record. Lineage: Eukaryota; Metazoa; Arthropoda; Insecta; Hymenoptera; Formicidae.
CAGCAUGCUCAGUGCCAUCAGUGCCAGAGUGCCGCUUUUUAGUACUUGUAGUAGUGGUAUCGGUUCGCGCUUUUAAAAUGCGUUAAAGCGAAAAAGAAAGAGUAGCAAAAUAAAUGAUAGGUAAUCUCAAUUUCGUACGUAACACAAUUUCAAAUUACACCAUCACAGUGUUCUUCCGAUAAGUUACUUUCCGUGCAAUCGCACGUGCAAUUUUAUCUCUUACGUAUGAUGAACGUGCCCGUCGUGCCUCCCGGCCAGUAGUCACGAGAACGAAUGUGAGGUUUGGCGCUAACAUAACCUACUUACGAUCGUUGCAAGAACCAGCAAGAACGUAGGUUUUUUUUUUUUUUCAAUGCAACGGCUUUCACCGAUGUUAUUUCGGUAGCCUGGCCUGAGAAAUGAGGGAGCUAGAGGAAGUCAACUGCGAGAUUCGCAGGAUCGUGAAUCUUCAAUUUCCAGUGUCAAACUGGUUAAAGAAUUUAGAGUACGGUUCGCAAUCUGCGAACCUCCAAGAGCACGACAGCGUCAGUGAUUGCCGUGGGGGAUUCCUGCACGAUGCGACGUACGCUUGGCUGAGCUACGGCUGCCACUUGAUAGUCUUCAAUGUGAAGAUAGGAGAGAGCAUUAGCAGUUGGACGUUUCGUGGCGUUGUAACAUCCGUUUCCCAAUUUCCCGCGCAAUCUGGAGAAUUUCCAUUGCUGUUGGUUGGAAUAGAUAAUUGUGCGAGCAAACUAAAAGAUUCCUCUGGUUUAGUAUGUAUAUUUGAUUGUACCACAUCCCGCGUCUUAAGAGCUAUACGCAUGCCAUGCGGGAUAGAACAAGUAUGCAUUGUGGCGGGUGGUGCGGAAUGGGAGGAAUUCAAUGAUAAGAGGUCCGAUAAUGUAUUAAGCGAAAUGGAUGGAAUGGCUUGUGUAGCUUUGCGUAACCUUCACCAUAUCAUGAUUGAUCUCCGGAGAACUAUAUGGGACACGCACGAUUUAUCUGUCGUUCGAGACGAAACGUCACCGGCAGAGAUAGACUUUUCUUCGACGAAACAAAUUCGCGGUAGAGAGAGACGUCAAUCCAUUCGAGAAAAGCAUGCAGCUUACAAUUUGCUCAAUGACCGUAUAGAAAAACACAUUGGCUUUAACAGAGAAGAUUUUGAAUCGUCUCCUUUGCUCGGCGAGAGUCUGACCACUGUGAUCAUUAGUUCUAUAAAAAUUGGUUGUUUAAUCUCCGGCUGUUUGGGCAGAGUGAUAAUUUGGCAAAACGACGGUUCCAUAGGAUGGAUCAGUACACCUAUCGACGAGAACAUGAUGGUUACGCAUUUGGCUUUGUUGGAACCCACGGACGAUCCUAGACCUUUUUAUUAUCUGUGGGUAGUGUUUCAGGACGAAUUGGCCAAAGCGCCACCGAUAUUGCGAAUGUACGCCAUGUUAUUUGGGAGGAAAUACUGUGACAGAGAGAUAAAUUUAUACUUUAAUUUGGAAGAUGAUCCCAGUUUGAAGUUUGAAACGGAACUGAACGAAGGAGACAAGGUCGUCGGUUUAUGUACCAUUGAGAGAGAAUCUAAUCCGGAACAGACCGAAUCGGUCAGUAGAAGAGGCGAGGAUAAUCUGUUGCUUAUCGCGACCAAUGACAGAGUAUUUCUGUUUGAUCUGAAUCAAUGGUACAAAGAGCAAAUGCCGCACACCAUCGGCGAGUGUCAGAAUCCAAAUAGUAUAUUGGCAACUUAUCGUACACGAUCGGAUGCGCGAAACGAAGGUGACAAUCGGGUCGCGAGUUUCGCAUAUAACCCGCAUAGUUUGCAAGAGUUCUCCAGCAAUAGCCCGAGCUCACCCGAAGAACUCUUCUACCCCAACUCCUUGUCAUUCGAAUGGAUGGAGUUGAGCACGACGAAACUGACGUUUUGGAUGACACGUGGCAUUCAGACUGACCUGCUGCGCGAAAUAGCUACGGCGGGUCCAGCCGUACUGAUACAGCCGUUCGAUACGUUUCACAGAUGUCUCUCCGUCGGACUGAUACCGUUCAAUUCGGAUUGCUCGUUCGCCAGCGAUCAGAACGCCCAACGAGAAAUGUUGCUGUCGCUCUGCUUGGAACAGCGAUGGUCCACUUUUCUGAUAAAAUGCGCCAUAGAGUGGUCGGACGGUAGUGCCUCUUAUUUGUAUCCCACUUUUCUCAAGUGGGGCGUCCAGAGAGCUUCUACGAUAAAAAUAAUUGCGGAUCGGCUCUGCAUUCCUUUGUUCGAUCAGUCAGGCAGCAGCAUUGGCGAAGCUGACGUGAAAACUUUGCGAUUUUGCUCACAGCAAUUGGAAUGUUUGUCAAAUGUAGUGGGUAAAUUGCCGCCCGCAACGAUGGAUUUGACGAAGCAACGAAGAACGUUGAGACGCGUGUCCACGUAUUUCCAAGUACUCCUUUGGUUCUAUGACGUAGGACUGUUGCCCGAAACGCAAGAUUUGGAGGAGAAGGAAGAUGAAGAUGAAGAUGAAGAUGAAGAAGAAGAAGAAAUGGAGGGGACGGCGGCAGCGGAAGCGGAGCGAGAACCAAAAGAGGAAAAGAAAACUCUAUCCAUCUCUUUAGCACUAAGAGUGCCUUAUCCCUAUGAAAAGCUUUCGGUGCUUUAUAGAGAGAAACGAGCACAGCUUUCGAAGAGAAAGAAUGGCAGCAAUGACGAGAACGAACAAGAUUUGUUUAUCGACGAGCUGAUAACUCGCGAAUGUUCUACAUUGAAAGCACAGUGGGAAAGAGAGGGUAGCGUCUCCAUGCAUGGCUGCUAUCCACCGCCAUCGCUGCAAUCUUUACUACGAUCUUAUUUAACCGACUGUCAUCAGACGGAAGCGAAUGAAAUUAGUUGCAGACAUCAAAUCACAAUUUAUCUUUUGAUGGACCUGGCUAUGCUGCUGCAGCGGCUGUAUCCGGCGGUAAAACAGUUGAUCAAAUAUCCGUCCGCGUUCAUGAUGAGCCCUAGCCUCAUCAAGCUCACCCAGGCAUUCUGGUUACUCGAUCACGAGAAUUAUCAGGAAUUUCUCGACACGAUUACCGGCCAGUUAGUCUGCGACUCCGACAUCAAGGAUUGGCAUCACAGACUCGUGUUGCGCACUCUGGUGCGGAACAAUCAACACAAGCUGGCGCUCGUGUACCUUCGCGUGAGAAAACCUCCUCUGUCUUCCAUGGAGGAACAAGGUAUGGCGAUGAGCCUCUCGGUGGAGCACGGUCUGGUGCAGUCCGCUUUCCAUCGUCGGCCACCCUGUCACUACGAACAACUGCUAACCAGCUUCUUUCGAGCGUGCAAGAGAUACGAUAAGCUCGACGAAAUUCUGCAUUUAGUCUUAGACUCGGAAGAGGAGGAUGUGUUCGUCAAGUUUCUCGAAGAGAACAAGAUGGAAGAUUUGCGAUUGCUGUACUAUUUGCAACGAUGCCGAUACGCGGAAGUAAUUGGCGGCGGUUAUCCGAUACGACGAUAUCAGUCCAAUUUGAUCAAGGACGCGCAGUCCACGUCGUUCAGUAUGCUCGGCGCGUACGACACGACCUUGCCUGACGUCACGAAACGAUUUUCCACGAACGCGGCCGCGAUCACAAAUUCGGAUGCGGAUCUGAAAGUGCGCUAUUCCAGACCAAUGUCGCAUCGCAAGAGCCACGACCAGUUGCGCAGUAUAUACGAAACGGUCAUCACCAAGGCCAAAGAAACCUAUCAACGAGGAGAGAAGAGCCAGAUUCCGUUUGUCAGUGCGCCCUGCACGUCCUUGAGGCUCAACACUUACAGCGUAAAUAUGAACUGCGUGUUGUUCCCGGCGCUGAUGCGUAAGAGUCGCGGUAAACGCACGGUUGGUGAAAUUUACGAAGGAAACGAGAAGUAUACGGAUGACCUGUCGGAUGACGUAAAACGCCGGAAGCUAUCGGACGGGAAUGUCUCACCGGAAUGUAAGCGACUUUCGAAAGAAUCAGAAUUAAUGAAAACGUUUGAGACACCUUUGGUAAAGCGCAAACCUAACGCCUCCACGGACAAGGAUCGUGUUCCAGAGACACCGCAGUCAAUUUUGAAGAUUAGACAACUUGUAGGAAAUUCAAGCGAGUCUUUUACCGCUACGCUCCAAGCAAAGGACGUCGUCACCGAUAGAUUGUCCGAGAAGGAGAGAAAAAUUAAUAGACAGAUACGCUUUAAUAUCAAUCAAUGCAUGAAAACUUUGGCAUAUGACGAAGAGGAGCAGGAGCAGGAGCGGGAAGAAGAAGAAGAAGAAAAAAAAGAGGAGGAGGAAAGGAAGCGAGAAGAGAAUAUUAACGAGACCAAUAUUCUUCCGAGUUCGAACGAAGCGAGUAACGAUGCGUUCUUUAGUCCAAAUUCGAAUAGCAAAUCAGCGUAUUGCGAAAGCGCAAUUUUGAGUGAUAAUAGCGGUACUUCCGGUAAGAUUUAUUGUUACGCCCGUCCGCGACCUAGUCUCAGAAGAAGUGCCUUACAAUCGUCCGUGCAAGUGCCAGAGGAAUUUUGCGCGAGGAAAUCGAGUGGUUCCUCCGCAGACUCGUCCAUCGCGACAACUUGGUCGACUUCCGAUCAAAGGAUGAACAAACCGUUUAUCUCAGGUACAUCGAGGAGACGUAGUUCCACGACGUCCACUUCCGUCUACUCGACCUCCGUACUGUCCCCCGACAGUAGCGUCGACUUGAGUUACUCGAGAAGAUCAGGACGCACCAGUUCGUCGCAAUGGAGAUCGUCCGUGGUAUGUGAUGACGUUCAUGGCAAGGAUCAUAAAUUCGCCAUUUCGUCUACUCCACUUACAAAGAUUAUAGUUGCUCAAACGUCCAUUCAUGAGAAGCGAACGAUGGAGGAAGACGACUCGAGUAACGUUUACGAGAUGGAAAUGGAGAAAGAUGUUGACGUGAUAAGCGAGUCCAAGAGACCUGUGGACAUUGAACGACCUGAUUGCAGCAAUGGAAACGAUCUCGCGAAACAAGGAGAUGGUACGGAGAAUAGUACGAGACAGAACAAAUACAAUAACGGAAGAAUUGCGAGGGAAGUUGGUUCGAAUUUACAAAAUGAUGACUACGAGAUGCCCGUACCGUCUGAAUCUGAAAAAAUUGCGGAAUCGAGUCCGAUUGUUUCGGACGAGUCCGAGAACGAGGACGAGGAGCUAGUUCGAUUGCAAGACGAUUGCGAGGAUAAUGACGAACACGAGGAGACAUUCGAGAGUCUAUCGGAUACGCCGAUGCAUUUGGAAAGUCAAGUUCCCGCUUCUCGUUUGUCCCACGAAACUUGGAAUCCGGGACACGGAACGGAAGAUUGUAGCGUGACGAAACCCAACGGCUUACGAGAAUCGAUACGGAUAAUGAAUGAUGUUGAUAUGACCGACGACGAAUCUGUGAAUAGCAGAACUACGACACCGGCAGUACCUGAUGAAGCGGAUAAUAAUAAAGUAAAGACUCUAGAGUCUAUGCCAAUCGUUCAUUCGGAGCACACGCUAUGCGACAUGCCGAUUAUUACGGACGAUGAGUCCGAUUCCAGUGUUAGAGAAACUGAAGAGCCAAAAGUGAAACGUGGUAGAUAUUCCAAUUUACAAGAAUCCCACGUCACUGAGAGUAUCCAGGUGAAGAAAAACGGUGAGGAAUCUAAUCGAGUCGACGAGGAGUCAGGUGGAAGAGAGAGUGUUGCGAAGAAAAGUUUCGCCAAGACAUCUCCACUGCGGUCCGAUGCCGAUGACAAGUCGAACAACAUUUUUUCGAGCUAUGUAAAACUGUGCAAAAUAGACGACGAGGCCAAGAUCAACGACGACGAGGAGGAGGAGGAGGAGGAGGAAAAGGAAGAGAAAGAGAAAGAGAAAGAGAAAGAGGAGGCCGUACCCAAAGAGACGGCCGAGAGGAAGCUGUCGGAUGCUCAAAGUAUCUCGAAAAGUGAGAGGAAUCAAGUUGAAAACACGGAUGUUUCAUCCGUACGUGUGACUAGAUCACGUAGAGCAAGUUCGAUAGCAAGAGAUAUAGCAAAUACUUCGGUGCGGCAAGAACCGGAGAAAAUUAUGAAUCGUUCACGAAGAGCGAGCUCGAUGACGAAGGAUUCUCUGUUUCAAAGUAUAGGGAGACCUUCCUCGCAUGGAUUGCACAGCGCGGAUUCGACAGUGACAGCGUCAGGUACAGGCGCUGAGGAAGCUCCGUCUCCGCGAGUGCUAGAUCUUGAAAAAAUGUCACGUUCGAGGAGAGCGAGCUCGACGGCGAAGGAGGUGAAGAUGGAUUCUCCUUUGGGAAAGUUACGUGGCCGAAGAGCGAGUUCUCUCGCAAAGGACGUUCUAAUGACGUCGAUGACGAUGGACGAGAAUCUUGAGCGGCAAUCGGAAAAUCGGGAAUCCGACGCGCAACGGUCAGCGAGAAGAGGUCGCAGAUGCGCAUCCGUAACGAAGGAGAUGCUGCGAGUCGAGACGAAAGAUAAUGACUCCGAGAGCGUCAAGGACGGUGAGGAACUAUCGGUGAGAAGAAGCACGAGACUCGCUUCUUUCGCCAGAAAAGAAUUACAGGCGGACACCUCUGUGGCUGAGGGGAAUUUCGCUGAUUGCGAGACGAGAUCGGAAAGCGGAGCGUCGUUCGUCACGAGAUUGACGAGGGGGGGCGAUGACGAGGAGAACGCCCUUGAGAACAAGAGGUCCUCGCGCCGUGCGAGAAAGUCUUCGGUAUCGUCCGACGUAUCCGUAGAUGGUGCAACGACAAACAGAUCAUUGAGAUCAUCCACGAGGGAUUUGGAUAAGGGAUUUGGACGUUCGAAACAGCAGUCUGUUGUUAAAACGACUCGGAAACGACGCGGUAGUUCGGUACCCAAGGAGCUGACGGCGCAGUCCAUAGAAGAAUCACGGCGACGUAGAUCUAGUAGUGUCGUCAAAGAGAUCAUCCCGGAGGUCGCCGAAGAAGAGGAGGAGGAGAAGGAGGAGGAAUCGAGGACGUCCGGAAGUUAUAUCGCCACGAGAGAUACCGUAAGAUCCAAGGAGACCGUGAUCGAUAGAUUAACGACAAAUGCGCGCAUUCGAAGCACGUCCGUAUUGUCCAUACCGGAGGAAUUGGAAGAGAUUUUAAAUUCGCCGUUGAGAGAGACGAGAUCCACCCGGAGAAAGGCUAUGCAAAGUAAUGUCAGAGAGAGAAGAGCGUGUAGCGUCGAUGUGACACAGAUGGAGAUGAAAAAGAGAGUCGGAAGUAUGGUCGCGACGAGUAUUGCGCCGGUAUCGCCGAUAGCGGAAGAGCCUGUGGAAAGUGAGGAUGGAGUUAAACUUGAUAAAGUUGAAAGGAUGGAUAGUGAAAUCGUGCAAGAUUCGCCAGCGUCCAAAAGAAGGACAGCGUCAACCGCGACGAUCGAAGAGACGAAAAAGAACACGGUGAAGCCGAAACGAGGGAGACCGCGUAAGAUCAGCGUGAGUCAAGAGUCCAGCGAUCUAUAUUCCUUCUCGCUGCCGGAAAAGAUGGAUGAUGUGCCAUCGAGUGAGAAAGACAUUGGAGAAGUACCGAAAUAUGUGUUUUCACCGCCCCAAACCAGAUCUAAAAACAUCUCUUCGAAUCAACAUCGUAGAAAAAUAAGCUCGUUCAUACCGAGUUCUUAUCAGGAAGGACAACAACGGCCCACUAUUAUUAAGAAACCUCAUGGCAUCGUCGAUUCCGGUCAACAUGCUCGUUUAGUCAAAAACACUUAUGGAUCGCGAUUUCGAAAAAGAUUCGUUGUAUUGAAAAGAUCCAAAAAUACAACAGAUUAAAGAAGAAAACUUGUCGCAAGUUCUGACGAAUCCGCACAUCACGCACAUUUUGGUUUUGUAAAUCUUUCAAUUUACUUGUAAAUUUAUUUUGUAUAUUUUUUGUCCCAUUUCUACAUUUUUUUUUUUUAAUUUUUAUUAUACGCGCUUUUGUCAAAACGACCGAAAUUACUCGUUGCAAAGGAUUAAGUUUUAGCACUUAUAGGCGCGAAAUGGUACGUGAAAUAAAAGAAAUAUUAGAUAACGUUACGUAAAGAAUGUUGACCAGUUUCAGCGUCUAUAUUUGGAUAAAAAUAUAGUACAAAGUAAUUUCUCUAAUAUGAUGAACAACUACGAAUGCUGAUAAUCAUAGAGUAAAAGAUUGGACUGUAUUCUAGUUAAAAAAAGGAAAAACAAUCGCUUUACUUAAUAUUGGUACUCUAGUGGGCAAACAAGUUCAAUAUUGUUUGUAAAGAUAAAACAACUUUAAUAAGAUGAAGAAUUUGAUAUUUUUUUCUUUAUGGACAAAUAAAUUUCUUUCAAUACUCCGAUGAUUAGCUAAUGUAUUCUUUUUUUUCUGACAUGAAUUAUAAAUUUAAGUUAUGGUUGGGGAAAAUCAACUAUUUUUCGAACUUUGAUCUUUCUUUUGUCUUCAAUAACGUAAACUUUCAAAAAUUAUUUUUAUCAAAGAUACUAUGUAAAUUUGCAUAAUUGAAUUAAAUUAUAUUAUUAAUUAUACAUGUCGUGGCAUAAGAAAAAAAGAUUACGUUUCCUACAACUUCGUAUCGCAUAUAAGUAUCGUAUUAUUUCUAUAUCGAUACACGAAUUGGCAAGUGGAGGAAAAUAUGAAACUACAAUGAACGUCGUGUCUCAAAAUAUAUUCUAACGAUAAAUUAUGAAAAAUUGAAAUAAUUAAACAAUGUAUUAUAUCAAACAUCGACACACAUUCGCGCGCGCGCGCGCGCGCACACAUUUUUUUAUCAUUACAAUAAUAUUCAUUCCGUUUACGUACAUUUUUAAAAGAUAUACUACUGUCAGUUCCUUUUUAUAAUAUUUUUAGAUUUUCAUUUUGUAACACAGGAUUCUUCGCUGCACACUUUGCAUAUAAUAUAAUACAGCCCCCUUAUAAUAUUUUCGGCAAGAAGACGAUGUAUCAUAUCUUUGUAAAUAAUUUAUUAACAUGCUCAUGUAUAGUUGUAUCGAUACACAAUAAACGUAAAAGAAAGGUAA